AUGUCUUAUCCACCAGCAGUGGUAGAGAUCAGUGAUGAUGAACAAGAUGAAGACGGAAAUGGAGGUCUCAGUUCAUCAUCUGUUGUCACGAAAGAUGAUAAACGCGCGUUGCGUAAGGCACUCGACUCAAUUGAAUCGACCGGUGAUAUCGCAACCUCUUGUCACUAUACCAUGUUUGUGAAUCCUGGUCUCACUAUUGAGGGUGGUAGUCUCAUUCCUCUGCCACUCAAAAAAGACGAUGCGCAAACCAUCAAGAGUGUGUGCCGACAGGCACCUUUCGGUCAUGGCGACAAGACUCUCGUGGACACUUCGGUACGCAACACAUGGGAGCUCGAUGCGUCGAAAUUCGAGCUAGGAAACCCCGAAUGGCUCAAUUUUUUUGAUAAGAUGGUCCAGGAUACUGCCGUUGGGCUUGGCUUGAAUGAAGUCCUUGCUAAACCACACAAAUUGCUGCUCUAUGAGCCUGGUUCAUUCUUCAAGCCGCAUAAGGAUUCAGAAAAGGAACAGGGUAUGGUCGGAACACUCAUCAUCUGUCUUCCUUCCCAGCAUGAGGGUGGUGAUGUGCACCUAUCGUUUGGCUCCCAAUUUAAACACUUUUCUACUGCUCCUGCUUCCAAAUUUGACCUUACCUCAAUCUCUUGGUUCUCGGAUGUGACGCAUGAGGUCACAAAAUUAACAUCUGGUUACCGACUUGUCCUUACAUACAAACUGUUCAUUCGCGGGAACAGCUUUAUUUCGGCUUCUACUGCCCGAGAUAAAACUGAACAUCUAAGGGCUUUGUUGGACAAGUGGAAAUCCCAAUCCUGGCAGCCCGACCGAAUCAUAUAUCCCCUUAGUCAUCUUUACACAAAGACGAGCAUAUGCUUGGCAAAUAUGAAGGGUCGUGAUCGGGGCGUCACUCACUCUUUAAACAAGAUAUGUUCCGAGAUUGGAUUCUAUUUCAUGCUGGCACAUGCGACCCAUGUCCGCACCGGAGGCGAUGACUAUGGUGACUACGACGAGGAAUCGGAAGAAUACACGAAUCUCACAUCUGUGUAUACUCCUUUGGGGGUUCAGGUUGCCUCAGAUGUCACCAUUGGUGAUAAUGAAAUCCUGGGGUAUAACAUCAAUAAAGAGGAACCCGACAGCGAAGAUGAGGGCGAAUUCACCGGCAACGAAAACAUGGCGCCUACAUUCCGUUAUCACAAAACCGUCGUUGUUCUUGUACUGAAGGACCGUCUUCGGAAGUAUCUCGAAAAGUUUGUUGGGUUCACUGUUUCAGCUCAAAAAUCCCAAAAUGACCACUUGACCGAAAUGGUUCUCCAAGAUCUUGCCAACAAUCGAGACGAUGCCUAUACGGAGCAGGCGGCCGCAGGUUUUGUGGACAACGUCCUACGUUGCAGCACAGAACCCCAAGAACAAACUGUCAGACUCAUAUCGAAGUGGGCAUUGGAACUUGACAGCAUAGCAAUGUUCCGUACUUGCGUUCAAGCUACAUACGCGCCUUUGGGCCCCCGAGCGCCAACUGGUGAUAGAUGCCCUCAUUAUGUGUAUGCAAAGGCUGUCAGCGAUGAACUUUCAAGUCACCUCAGAGCACACUAUGAUGGCAAGGAAUAUACCAUUGAUUGGGACUACUGGCUCAAAGAUCUUGUCCAGGCUAAUAACAAAGCCACGGAAUUCGAUGCCUUUUGUACUAUCUUCAAGUCUUCUGCAAGGCAUGAGCCCCUGGUUGAGAGUUUUGCAGCAUGGGCAGUUCCCAUUGGCGACAAAAAGCUGGCAUCUCAAACCAUAUGGACUUUGUCGGAUGAGAAAUACCUUUUCCGUGUUCUUAUAACACGCAAUGCGGAUAGCGAGUGGGUGUUGCAGAGCUUUCUUCCGACAGUUGUGCCACGUUUCCAUAGAUCUCUCGUUUGGACCUUCUUGCGUGGUAUCACUGCAGGGCGUUUUGGACCUUUUGAAAAUUCUAAGGAGCUCUACAAGUGCAUUAUCGAACAUGGAAAAGAAGAUCUGAGCCUCUACGGAAGCAUUGGGAUUGUUGGAGCAAAGCUGCCAGAGGCUUAUUGA
Messenger RNA from Fusarium poae, 2043 nucleotides. RefSeq lists its product as uncharacterized. The transcript is spliced from 4 exons. The record is from RefSeq and is a predicted model, not a curated record. Bases 1 to 2043 code for a protein of 680 amino acids. Lineage: Eukaryota; Fungi; Ascomycota; Sordariomycetes; Hypocreales; Nectriaceae.